AUGGAGCAGGGGCCGGCGGGGGGGUCCGGCUCCGCCGCCGGCACCGGGGGUCUGCUCCUGCCCCUGAGCGAGACCGAGCAGCAGCGCUACUCCGAGCUCUUCUCGCGGUGCUGCCCGCCCCCCGAGGCGGCCGCCGGGGGCAGCAGCGUGGGCGAGCUGUUCCGGGCCUCACAGCUGCCCCCGGACACGCUGCACCAGAUUACUGAAGUUUGUGGAGCCAAGCGUGUGGGUUAUUUUGGUCCUGCUCAAUUUUAUAUUGCUUUGAAGUUAAUUGCAGCAGCACAGUCAGGGUUCCCAGUGCGGAUUGAGAGCAUUAAGAAUGAAUUGCCUCUACCACGAUUUAUGGCACUGAAAAAUGACACUGAAGUACGUUAUGGGACUCCAGCAGAAUUCCAUGGAGUUAAAUUUCAGGUUCCACAUGCAACUUUGGAAAAAAAUUCCUACAAAAGAACAGAUGAAGGGGACAAACAGGAACCCAAAUCUCCUCCGAUGUCUCCAAUUUGCUCACCUCCUGCUUCUCCAUCUACUUACCAGAGAAUACCCCUAAGUUAUGGAUAUGGUAAAGCAAGAAGUGGGCUGGAACAGCAGCAUGGAGCUCCUUAUGAAGUCAAACACUCUACUCACCAGCAAGAUGGACCAUCUUCAGGGAAUUAUGGAGCCAAAUCUGCACUCACCUGUUCAACUCCUAGCCGGUCUCUUUCAGUGGAGCGGGAGCAGCAGGACAGCAGCACCCAGUAUUCAGAUGACCCUUGGAGGAUAACAGAGGAGCAGCGAGAUUACUACAUUAACCAGUUCAGGUCCCUGCAGCCUGACCUCAAUGCCUUUAUUUCAGGUUCUGUAGCAAAGAAUUUCUUCACAAAAUCAAAGCUGCCCAUCCCGGAACUUUCUCACAUCUGGGAGCUGAGUGAUGUGGAUUGUGAUGGGGCGCUGACACUCCCUGAGUUUUGUGCCGCUUUCCACCUUGUGGUUGCAAGGAAGAAUGGUUACCAGCUGCCUGAGACACUGCCAGAAACACUGCUGCCAGAGUACCUGCAAGCAGCUUGUUUGAAGCCCAUGCAUGACUGUGCACUAUUUGAUUCUUACUCUGAGCCAUUGCCAAGCAGUCAGCAGAGUCGGGACUUCAGUCGGACGGAGAAGUCAUCAACUGAAGAGGUACCUGAUAACUCUGCCCUGUUACAAGAUGGAAAGAAAGAUGACAAACAAGCUCUUAAAGUAAGCACUACUCUCAAAACUAUACCAAAGGAAUUUCAGCACUUGACUGUGAAAGCAGCUGCUCAAGAACCUAAUGCAUUCAGAGCCAGACCACGAUCCAGGUCUUAUUCUAGCACAUCAAUAGAAGAUGCUAUGAAAAAGGGAGAAGAGCCCCCUACUCCACCUCCAAGGCCUCAAAAAUCACAUUCCAGAGCUUCCUCUUUGGAUCUGAACAAGAUAUUUCAGCAAAACACACAAGCUGUGAGGUCUGGCUGGCUGCCCCCACCACCACCUGCACUGCCCCCUCGACCUUCUGUAUCUCAGACAGAGCAACCAUCUGAGGUUGAAUUACAUCCUCAGAUGAACAGACCCCCAUCACAGGCAGAAGAAAACAGUUCAGCAAAAAAGGAGGUUGUUCUUGCUCAACCACCCUCCAAACCUGCCCGCAGGAAGCUCCGCACCGAGGCACAGGGGCUGGAGACCCCCGAGCUUUCUCCCACUAUAAAUGUGACUUCUUCCCUGCCAGCAGUCAAGCCUCACCUCCCAGUCCAAAAACAGUCUUCCAAGCAGAAAAGGGCUAUUCAGACUGCUAUACGAAAAAACAAAGAAGCCAAUGCUGUGCUCGCCAGGUUGAACAGUGAGCUCCAGCAGCAGCUGAAGGAGGUUCACAAGGAGCGCAUUGCCUUGGAAACCCAGCUGGAGCAGCUACGUCCUGUCACCGUCCUGUGACUUCCUACACGGCUGUGCAGGAGCAGCAGCAGAGCAGUGUCCAGCAGCCCUGCAAGGACAGGAGUUCUGUGCAGCUGAGCAGGGUCUCUGCCAAGGCAGGGGGGAGGACUGGCUUUGCUGGCUCUCUCUUCACCCCAUUACGCACAUUUUGCCUUUGCAGGUGAGGAAGGUACAGAAAACAAAUACCUGACUAUGGAAUAUUUCUGAGUGGGGGUGCUUUGUCUUCUUUCCUCCCCCUUCCCAGCCUAAUGUGUAAAUGCAGUUUAUCACUGAAAUGAAUAACCUGAGAGUAUUUUAUUUAUGUAAAGAAUUCCUGGUUUAUAUGCGUUUUGGCAGCACCUCCUGCCCUGAUCAUUAAGAGGUACAGCAUUCCCGAAUUCUUGCUUAAAUUGAAAACUCAUCCUCUGAGAUGUGCUUCUGGAUGUUACUGAUUCGUGUAGGAUUGUAUCAUUGUAGAGUACCUGUGGAUUUAACAUACCAUAGGAAUAGAACUUGCAAGAUGUACAGAAUCUUUAUCCUCAAUCACAUGUCAAAUAAUUAUUUUCUUAGUACUGUUUAUUAUGCAAUCACGGAUGUAUUUUAAUGUUAGAGAACUUGUAUUUUAUUAGUUGAAGUCAUAUAAGAGAACAGUAAAAAAUACUAAAAUAUAAUUAUUUUGGAAAUUAGGAAAAAAAAUCUUUUUGAGCUACAGCUGUUUCUAAUCACCAGUAUUUGAGCACUUGCUUGCAACUACCAGUAUCUCUGCAUUCUUUUAGCAUGUUUGAGAUGGCUGGUGUAUAGCUUUUUUCUUUUCUUUUUUUUUUUCUUUAACCAACAAUGUAUUUCUUACAAGAGGUUAAAAAUGCAUUCAGGGCAUUUUUAUAAAAGCUAUUCUAUGUACAUUUGUAUUAGUCUGCUUUGUUGUCUUAAUAGCUACUGAUUUAAGGAUGUGUACAAGAACUGUACUUCCAGAAGAGGGGAGAUAGCAGAAGUGCUAUGUAUGAGGCUAUAAAAUGUGAGAUGGAAGUAAUUGCCUUUUACAGCAGGCUUUUGUUGAGGUUCCUUUGCACAUCAGUGGAGAUGCUGCUGAUAGGAGAAAGCUGCUAAUGGCCAUCUAUUUUCUAAACGAAGAAGCAAAGAUUAAUCUUUAACCUGCGUUUGAUCCAGGGCCAGCUGAAUUCCUUAGGGAGUUUUCCAUGGAUGCAGUGUUUGGUGGCUUUGGUGUCAGUUCUUACAGUGGAAGAUGACUAAUGAAUGUUGCUGUAUUUCUUGGAGCAAUACUCUUGGAUUGGGUGACUUCAGACAUAAUAAUGCCAACCCUGCUCCCACCAUGGGUGUGGUGUCCUUUACUGCAAGGAGAUGUCACCUACCUGUUGUCCACCUUGAGCAUGACCCUGCACGUGUCUCACUGGCCUGAUUUAAGUGUAUGUGGUCGCCGUGCAGCAAUUUUGUCACCCUUGUGGGUGUGGUGCUUGCUCCCUGUGGCUGUAGGCUGGCCCUGGGGCUGAGAGGAAAGAGAAGCAGGUUUGAAGCAGCUGGGUAACCUCUCCUUGGGGUGUGUCAUGGAAUGGCUGCCAUGGGCUAUCAGAGGGCACUGGAGCAGCAAACAGUUUUGUUGAGAGAUAAGCAAGGCAUCACUGGGAGUGUUUAAAGUGUUUAAAGGAAACAGUCUACUUUUGCUGAAAGGAACGUGGAAGGGGGACAUGAAUCCAGAAGUCUGUGGGUGAAAAUAAGCAUUGGCAGAGUGCUGAAAGUCUGUUUUUGUAAGGCACUAGUUUUUAUUCAACUAAAGAUUACUGUGUCAACAAGCAACAACUGUUCUUCUGGAUUUGGGACUUCUCUCAUGUGGCUGUUGCAUAGCUGGGGUCAGAUGGUCAUUCCUGGUCAGUGACAAAAUGUGAGGAAUGCAAGCUUUUCUGGGAAUCUGCAAAAGAGCCACUGCCCUUUUGCUAAUGGUGGUAUUGCUGAGAACUUAUCAUCGUUUGUUUCAUUUGUUCAUAAUACUACUGAGUCAUUCCUGAGAUUUAAUGAGGUUAAGUGCUCGCCCUGUUUGCUUUUUAGUUCAUACAUUGUCAUUUAGUUAAUAAGACCUUACUAUUUCAUAGGAAAUAAUCGUAUGGCACACUUGUUUUUUAUGGGUGAUUUUUUAAGGACAGCUUUUAAAUUAUUACAAAGAAGUGUGCACAUUGCAUUUUUAAGGCAGUGGAGGACUUUUCAUGUUUGAUAGGAACUUCCUUUGAAAUAAUCUCCCAUUUUCCCCUGAGUAGUUCAUGGAAUAGAUGCUGUUCAAGGGAAGAGUGGAAGAGUCUGCUUUAUACUGUCUUUUUCACAUGUCUCCCUUCUAAAAUCCAGGAGUUUCUCUCAUUCAGUGGAAAUAAUGAUAUUUGCUUAGCCAACAAUGAAAUACUUGCUUGGCUGUUACUUUACCACUGAAUUAAUAAAUAAAAGCAUUUAACAAUACCUGCAUUUUUAGCAUUGCAAUCAAAUACCCCACUCAGCUUCAAUUACUAGAAUGUGAGUUGAUUUGUAUUCUUUUUGGUGAAAUGUCAGCCAUGAUGAUGGUACAAUACUUCACACAUCAGUAAAGUGAAAUAUUCAAGGAGAGGUGUUGAUGUGUUAUACAUAUGAUGCAGGAGGUUACUCUUCUGUAUCUCAAUGCAUUUAUGAUAGCCCAUACAAAAUGAAAAAAUGUGUCUCUUCUUGGGAAGCUGUUAGCAUUUUGAGGUGAUGAGAAGGCAUCAGGAAGCUAUGACAGUGCUUCUGGCAGGUGCUCCAUCCAGACAUGCUCAUGGCUACUGUUAACAGGCCCUGGCUGGUCCAAAUUCACAUCUCAAUCCAGUAUUACAGAUUUUCUUCAAAAUUAAUUUUUUUUUAGAAGAAUGUGGGUGAAGCAAAAUCAUAAUUUCUUGCAGAAACCUUUACUUUCUCAAACUUUGGAUGGGAGAUACUCCUAUGUCCAAAUACCAUUUGGUCAGAAAGGGAGACCUCACUGGCCUAAUGUUCAGGGUACUUUCUUCAGUUACAGGUGAGUGAUCAGCUUUAAGUCCCUGACAUCCCUGACCCAAAACAGCAAGUAAGGUCUGCCUGCCCCAGGUGCCAGCCUGAUGAAGGAGUGGGAUCACAUUCCCAUGCAUGAGCUCUCACUGUCCUCAGUUUGUGCUUUCUGUAGGUACUUGGGCAGAGCACAACAUGCCCAGCAAGAGAGGAUAAAUGGAGCAGGAGCACACGUCCUUGCAUCUGAGACAAUGUGCUGACCAUGAGCCUGGUGCUCCUUUUCAAGUCUUCAGGGGCAAGGAAAUAUUUUUGUCUGCAGAACAGGGCUAGGCAGAGCACAUAAAGAUCUUCCUCAGAGUGUGUGUGUGUAAAUGUGCACUCAUGUGUCUUCCUUUUGUUCAUGUAUUUCUUUAUGGGUCUGUUAACAUUUAUAUCACCUGACACCUGUAUUUGCUUCAAUCUAUGGUAAUUCCGUGGUGAAAAAAGAAAAAUGCCCAGCUAAGUGUAGUGACUGAUUGCCUUUGUAGAUAAGCCAUUUUUAUUUGAGCCUUUCAAAAUAAAUAAUGACCUGGUAAUUAAGCAAGGCAAA
Sturnus vulgaris (Common starling) is the source of this 5482-nucleotide messenger RNA. RefSeq names its product RALBP1 associated Eps domain containing 2 (gene REPS2). Gene Ontology annotation, molecular function: protein binding; calcium ion binding. Gene Ontology annotation, biological process: endosomal transport; endocytosis. The record is from RefSeq and is a predicted model, not a curated record. NCBI's taxonomy places the organism in Eukaryota, Metazoa, Chordata, Aves, Passeriformes, Sturnidae. Gene Ontology annotation, cellular component: cytoplasm; plasma membrane.